This is a messenger RNA of Poeciliopsis prolifica (blackstripe livebearer), 4060 nucleotides long. RefSeq names its product striatin-interacting protein 1 homolog. Gene Ontology annotation, cellular component: cytosol. The record is from RefSeq and is a predicted model, not a curated record. Gene Ontology annotation, biological process: cytoskeleton organization. NCBI's taxonomy places the organism in Eukaryota, Metazoa, Chordata, Actinopteri, Cyprinodontiformes, Poeciliidae.
ACAGCGAAUCAAGCAGAUUUGUGAAAGGGGGGCAACAGAAUCCGCAGCGAGAGAAACAGAUAGAAAGAAUAGGAGGACACCCUCAACUUGGUUCCCCCGGAGUGGAGCAGCUCCUCCUGGUGCGGUGCAGUCUCGGCUCUCCGCCGGACCGGGCAUGCUCGACCCGCCGCGGAGAGAGUGAUCCGCGCCGCAGCGAGCAAAGAUGCAGGCGGAGGACAUGGAGGUACCUGUCAUUAAUAACCUUAACGAUAACGGCGACAGACAGAGGCCGAAAGGGAAAGAUGUGUUCAAGGAUCAGCAGAAAGAGUCGGAGAGCUCCAUGGAGUCUCCAAACCUGGAGUUUGAAUAUGGAGACUCGGACAUGCUCACAGCGGAGCUCUCAGAGCUGUACAGUUACACAGAAGAGCCAGAGUUCGCCCUGAACAGAGACUACUUCGAGGAGGACUUCAGGAGCCAUGCUCAAGGCAGAAGGUGGACGGUGCUGACGGUGGACGAGCAGAGGACGUACGUCAUGAGACUGCUGGACGCGCUGGAGGUGACGGACAGGGACAAGAGGCUGAAGGUGGCCAGGGCCAUCCUCUACCUGGCUCAGGGUGUGUUUGAUGAGUGUGACACAGAGGUGGAUGUGCUCCACUGGUCCAGACACAACAUCUUCCUGCUCUACGACAUGGGCAUCUUCACAGCGCUGCUGGAGCUGCUCAGCAUGGAGAUAGAUAACAGCCAGGCGUGCAGCAGUGCAGUGAGGAAGCCUGCCAUCUCUCUAGCAGACAGCACCGAGCUCAGAGUGCUCCUGAGCAUCAUGUACCUGAUGGUGGAGACCAUUCGUGUCCAAACAGAGGAUGACCGACCCGAGUGGAGGGCAGCCAGAGAGACCUUCAAGAACGAGCUCGGGUCGCCUCUGUACAACGGAGAGCCCUUCGCUCUGCUCCUCUUCACUAUGGUGACCAAGUUCUGCAGCAUGAAUGCGCCUCACUUCCCGAUGAAGAAAGUGCUGCUGCUGCUGUGGAAAACUGUGCUGGUUGUUCACGUUGGGGGCUUCGAGGAGCUCCAGCAGAUGAAGGUGGGGGCCCGGGAGCGCCUCAGCUUGCCCCCGCUGCCGGAGGACAGCAUCAAGGUGGUGAGAGCCAUGAGGGCGGCGUCUCCCCCGGCCUCGGCCAUGGAGCUCAUCGAGCAGCAGCAGCAGAAGAGAGGCCGCCGCAGCCGCAGGAGUGCCUUUGUUGAUAGCUUGGAAGGAGACAGUCCCUUUCCCAAGAAGCAGCCCCUGGUCAAGCAGGACAGCCUGGACACCUACAACGAGCGGGACCCCUUCAAGAACGAUGACGCCCGUGACGAAGAGGACGACCCGGAGGACACGGACAGCGGCAUCGAGGGGGAAGUGGACCCCCUGGAUCGGGACGUCAUCAUCCAGCCUCCGCCGCCUCCGCCUCCACUGAGACCCCCAACAGAGAGGGUCAACUUCCCCAAAGGCCUGCCGUGGGCCCCCAAAGUCAGGGAGAAGGACAUCGAGCACUUCCUGGAGACCAGCAGGAACAAGUUCAUUGGUUUUACAUUGGGAAAUGACACGGAAACCCUGGUGGGGUUACCCAGGCUCCAUGAGAGUGUCAAGACCCUCAAACAGCACAAGUAUGUGUCGGUAUCUGAGAUCCAGAUCAAGAGAGAAGAGGAGCUCCUGCAGUGUCCACUCAGUCUGGGUGAGGAGGAGGUGGAGGAAACCCCUGCUGAGAUUUUAUACGUGGGAAUGCUUCCUAAUCUCUCGCAGUACGUGAUUGCCCUCCUGAAGCUCCUGCUGGCAGCAGCUCCGACAUCCAAAGCCAAAACUGAUUCAAUCAAUAUCCUGGCUGAUGUGCUGCCCGAGGAGAUGCCCAUCACCGUCCUUCAGAGCAUGAAGCUGGGGAUUGACGUGAACCGUCACAAAGAAAUCAUUGUCAAGGCCAUCUCCGCCCUGCUGCUGCUGCUGCUCAAGCACUUAAAGCUGAACCACAUCUACCAGUUCGAAAUAGUCUCCCAGCAUUUGGUGUUCGCCAACUGCAUCCCGCUCAUCCUCAAGUUCUUCAACCAGAACAUCAUGUCCUACAUCAGUGCCAAAAACAGCAUCUGCGUGCUGGACUUUCCCCACUGCGUGGUCCAUGAGAUGCCUGAGCUGACGGCCGAGAGCUUGGAAGCAGGAGACAACAACCAGUUCUGCUGGAGGAACCUUUUCUCCUGUAUCAACCUGCUGAGGAUCCUCAACAAGCUGACCAAGUGGAAACACUCCAGAACCAUGAUGUUGGUUGUUUUUAAGUCAGCCCCCAUCCUGAAGAGAGCUCUGAAGGUCAAGCAGGCCAUGAUGCAGCUCUACGUGCUCAAGCUGCUCAAGAUUCAGACCAAGUACCUGGGCCGCCAGUGGAGGAAGAGCAACAUGAAGACAAUGUCGGCCAUUUACCAGAAAGUCCGCCACAGGCUCAAUGACGACUGGGCCUACGGGAACGAUAUCGACGCUCGACCUUGGGACUUCCAGGCGGAGGAGUGCGCCCUGCGGGAGAACAUCGAGAAGUUCAACAGCCGGCGCUACGACAGGAACAGAAACGGCGACUUCGCGCCCGUGGACAACUGCCUGCAGAGCGUGCUGGGCCAGCGCGUGGAGCUGCCGGAGGACUUCCACUACAGCUACGAGAUGUGGCUGGAGCGAGAGGUGUUCUCUCAGCCCAUCCAGUGGGAGGGGCUGCUGCAGAACCCGUAGCGCCCGACGCUGGGAGGAAGCGGAGGCGGCAGGGAGACGUGGCACUGCAGAUGUCGACUGAAGUGUGUUUUUUUUUUUAAAUUUCAGAAGUUAGCUGAGUUUCACUGAAAGGCGACAGCAUACAACAAUAUUUGUAUUUGGUCAAAUCUCAGGAGGAAGGAGAAACGCAGGUAAGAUCAGGUAGAUUUGAUGCCGCACAUUUACAUUUUCUACGAUAACGUGCCUAAGACUACUGUGAAUCCGUAAGCACAUCAGAAUGAAAGUAGCAGCUCAAAAACCUUUCAGAUUGUUGUAGCACGACACUGUUUCAGCCAGUUCUACUGCCCCCCCCCUCCCAAAAAACCCCAGUCCCUCUUCUUUAGUAAGUCGGUGCUCUUCUGAUUCCUUUGUUAUGUUUUAUUUAUUUUUAACUUUGAAUUAGAAACAUUUUCUAAUGUUUUUUUUUUUUAAAUAUAUGUUGAAAUCCAAUUUUUUAUUAUUAUUUCGAAACAAAUUAGCUGGAGGUAUUAGGUUUUAGAUUGUAAGCAGAAACUCAAACAUUGUUUUAUGCAUUUUCUUAAAAAAAAAAAUUACAAGAGGAAUGGUAAAUACAAACAAAAAAAAUAUGGUUCUGGGAGCUACAGGAAAAAAGGGAAGCAAAACCAGCUGUAGGUGCAUUAGUAUAUUUUUGGAUGUUUAUAAAAGGAAAGCAAAGCAAAUAUAGUUAAAGGAAUGUCAAACAAUAAUCCUUCUUUAAAAAAAAAGCUCUAUGAUGAAUGCUUAAUAUUUAAACUACAGAACUGAAGGGAAGAGUCACUUUCAUUUUGAGUUUGGAGUUAAACUUGCAGACACAGAUGUUGCCCAUCUGCUAUACAUAUCACAACCUGCCAGCUCUAGAGUUCUGGAUUGUUCCACAGGAAAGUUCAGGAAGAUUCAAACCUGUCCUGCAUAAAAAAUACAUUAAACAAAAUUAUGUGGUAAUAAAGCUAGCUACUCACUGAUAUUAUGUACGGUAGGGUUAGCAUUCAGUAAACUGAGGGACAUUUUUGGUGUGUCAUAAAGGAGUAACAAAUGAGAAAGUCUGCAGAUUAAGUAAGCAACUUCAACACAGUUUUCAACAGUCACUACAUUUUCCUGUUUGUGGAGUUGCUUCCCCUGAACCAUCUGGGUUUCUCAAAUCUCAGCAAUUAGCACUUACAUGGAACAGCUGGAAAUCUGUAGCGACUCAUCAAAACCACGUUUAUCUUUCCAACUACAGCACAAUAUGUAACUGCUCAGCACACCGACGGUGGGAUUUGAUUGCUACAAUAAUUGGUGCUGUUUUUGUUACCUUUUUUUUUUGUGCUAUUCUUCCCUCACUUU